GAGCCUGGAUCCUCAAGGAACAAGCAGACCUAGCUGCGGGGAGUGGGGAGGAACGGGGCGUCUAUUGGGCAACAGGGCGGGGCAAAGGCCUGAAUAAAGGGGCGCAGGGCAGGCGCAGGUGGCAGAGCCUUCGUUUGCCAAGUCACCUCCGGACCGCAGACAUGAAGCUUGUCUUCCCCGCCCUGCUGUUCCUCGGGGCCCUCGGACUGUGUCUGGCUGCCCCUAGGGGGAGCGUUCGAUGGUGCACCGUAUCCAAACCUGAGGCCACAAAAUGCAUCCAAUGGCAAAGGAACCUGAGAAAAGUGGGUGGUCCUCCUGUCAGCUGCAUAAAGAGAACCUCCCCAACCCAGUGUAUGGAAGCCAUUGCGACAAACAAGGCUGAUGCUGUGACCCUUGAUGGUGGUUUGAUAUAUGAGGCAGGCCAGGCCCCCUACCUACUGCGACCGGUAGCAGCAGAAGUCUACGGGAGCGAAGCACAGCCACGAACCCACUAUUACGCUGUGGCUGUGGUGAAGAAGGGCGGCCGCUUUCAGCUGAACCAACUGCAAGGUCUGAAGUCCUGCCACACAGGCCUUCGCAGGACCGCUGGGUGGAACGUCCCUAUAGGGACGAUUCGUCCAUUCUUAGACUGGUCAGGUCCACCUGAGCGCAUUGAGGCAGCUGUGGCCAGGUUCUUCUCAGCCAGCUGUGUUCCUGGUGCGGAUGAAAAACAGUUCCCCAACCUGUGUCGCCUGUGUGUGGGGACAGGAGCAAACAAAUGUGCCUUCUCCUCCAAGGAACCGUACUUCAGCUACUCUGGGGCCUUCAAGUGUCUGAGGGAUGGGGCUGGAGACGUGGCUUUUAUCAGGGAGAGCACAGUGUUUGAGGACCUGCCAAGCCAGGCUGAAAGGGACGAGUAUGAGCUGCUCUGCCCAGACAACACUCGGAAGCCAGUGGACAAGUUCGAGGAGUGCCACCUGGCCCGAGUCCCUUCUCAUGCCGUUGUGGCACGAAGUGUGAAUGGCAAGGAGGAUGCCAUCUGGGAGCUCCUCCGCCAGUCUCAGGAAAAGUUUGGAAAGGACAAGUCACCGGCAUUCCGGCUCUUUGGCUCCCCUAGCGGGGAGAAGGAUCUGCUGUUCAAGGACUCCGCCGUCGGGUUUUCCAGGGUCCCUGCGAGGAUAGAUUCUGGGCUGUACCUUGGCUCCGGCUACUUCACCGCCAUCCAGAACUUGAAGAAAAGCAAGGAGGAGGUGGCUGCCCGGAAUGCACGGGUUGUGUGGUGUGCGGUGGGCGACCAGGAGCAGCGCAAAUGUAGCCACUGGAGCAGCCUGAGCGAAGGCAGCGUGACCUGCUCCUCGGCCUCUACCGCGGAGGACUGCAUCGCCCUGGUGCUGAAAGGAGAAGCUGAUGCCAUGAGUUUGGAUGGAGGAUUUGUCUACACUGCAGGCAAAUGUGGUUUGGUGCCUGUCCUGGCGGAGAACUACAAAUCUCCAAAAAGCAGUGAACCUGAUCCUAAUUGUGUGGAUAGACCUGUGGAAGGAUACCUUGCUGUGGCGGUGGUUAGGAAAUCUGAUGCUGGACUUACCUGGAACUCUCUGAAAGGCACAAAGUCCUGCCACACCGCCGUGGACAGGACUGCGGGCUGGAACAUUCCCAUAGGCUUGCUCUUCAACCAGACGGGCUCCUGCAAAUUUGAUGAAUACUUCAGUCAAAGCUGUGCCCCUGGGGCUGACCCGAAAUCUAAUCUCUGUGCUCUGUGUGUUGGCAAUGAGCAGGGUGAGAAUAAGUGUGCGCCCAACAGCAAUGAGAGAUACUAUGGCUACGACGGGGCUUUCCGGUGCCUGGCUGAGAAUGCUGGGGAUGUUGCCUUCGUGAAAGAUACCACUGUCUUGCAGAACACCAAUGGAAAGAACACUGAAGCGUGGGCUAAGGAUUUGAAGCUGGAGAACUUUGAGCUGCUGUGCCUCGAUGGUACCCGGAAGCCUGUGACGGAGGCUAAGAGCUGCCAUCUUGCCAUGGCCCCAAAUCAUGCCGUGGUGUCUCGGACGGAUAAGGUGGAACGCCUGAAACAGGUGCUGUUCCAGCAACAGGCUAAAUUUGGAACAAAUGGAUCUGACUGCCCAGACAAGUUUUGCUUAUUCCGGUCUGAAACCAAAAACCUUCUAUUCAAUGAUAACACUGAGUGUCUGGCCGGACUCCAGGGCAAAACAACAUAUGAAAAAUAUUUGGGACCACAGUAUGUCACAGCCAUUAAUAAUCUGAAAAAGUGCUCAACCUCCCCCCUCCUGGAAGCCUGCGCGUUCCUUAGGAAGUAAAACCCCAGAAGACGGCCCAGCCUCCCUGAGAAAGCCUCAGCCAUCCGCUGCUCUCAGCCCCUCUCUCCGGGUGUGCUGGGGCCUGGCCUCCUCCGCUGAGGGUGGGGAUGGCCCGACCAUCUGCUCACAGUUCCCUGCUGUCGUCUUGGCAAGAAAUAAAAUGAGAAAUAGCGUUGAUAGUCUCCCCUUA
Molecule: messenger RNA, 2484 nt
Organism: Saimiri boliviensis boliviensis (Bolivian squirrel monkey)
Lineage: Eukaryota; Metazoa; Chordata; Mammalia; Primates; Cebidae
Gene: LTF
Product: lactotransferrin
Biological process (GO): iron ion transport; antibacterial humoral response
Cellular component (GO): recycling endosome; extracellular region; early endosome
Source: RefSeq, a predicted model, not a curated record